CUGGUUUUCUCUAUAUCCAGAUGCAGUCUAUAAAAACAGAACACAAUUUUUGUUUAUGCAAUUAGUACUUCUAUGGAGGGAUUUAAAGCUUUGCCUGUGAAGUUCAGCACAAAAUCAGUGGCAUCACACUGGCUGUUUUGCAAAGAGCACACUGUCCGUGAAAAGAAUGAAAGCAAACCAGCAGGCAGGACACUGUUUAUAGUGAAUGUUCCGCCAUACUGCACACAGGAUAGCUUGAAAAAUGUAUUCAGCAAGUGUGGUGAAGUAAAUGCUGUGUACUUCCAUCAGAAGCCAACAGCUGGCCUUCCUCCCCAGGAAGAAUCAGCUUUCUUCCCAAAACAUCCCCCUGUGAAGGGCUUCAAAGUGGCUUACGUUGUAUUCAAGAAACCAUCUGAGCUGCAAAAUGCAUUGAACCUGAGCGUAACUGAGCCACUUGUAUUAUCAAGCAAGAAGUCUCCCAUCAUUUGUGGUGUAAGAAAAUGGUGUGAAGAAUACAAUGCAAGGAUACCUGAUCCAGAAGCUGUUCAGAAAGAUAUAGAUCAGUUCAUGGAGAAAUUUGAUCUCAAUGCAGCAAAGGAAGCAGAGUUAGAGAAACAAGCAAUGGAAGAAGAUAAUGAGGGUUGGGUGACUGUCACCAAAAGGGGUAGAAAACCGGGCUUCGCACGAAAAGAAAGUGUAGGAAGACAGAUUUUGGCCAAGGAAAAGAAAAAGCGCUCCAAGAAAGAGUUGCAAAAUUUCUACACAUUCCAGAUAAAGGAAUCAAAAAUGAAACAUAUUAUUGCAUUGAGACAGAAAUUUGAAGAAGAUAAGAAGAAAAUAAUUGCGUUAAAACAGUCACGAAGGUUCAAACCAUUUUAAUCUUCCUUUGUGUACAGUUUUUUUUUAAAUAUAUUUAUAAAUAAAAUGUUUUUAUUAAUGCUAAUAAAGACUUCUCCCACUUUC
Molecule: messenger RNA, 942 nt
Organism: Bacillus rossius redtenbacheri
Lineage: Eukaryota; Metazoa; Arthropoda; Insecta; Phasmatodea; Bacillidae
Product: ribosomal RNA-processing protein 7 homolog A
Exons: 7
Coding region: 73-858 (261 amino acids)
Biological process (GO): rRNA processing; ribosomal small subunit assembly
Cellular component (GO): UTP-C complex; CURI complex
Molecular function (GO): RNA binding
Source: RefSeq, a predicted model, not a curated record